Messenger RNA from Plasmodium falciparum 3D7, 4317 nucleotides. RefSeq names its product putative WD repeat-containing protein. NCBI's taxonomy places the organism in Eukaryota, Apicomplexa, Aconoidasida, Haemosporida, Plasmodiidae. The record is from RefSeq and is a predicted model, not a curated record.
AUGGCUUUCAGUGGAUUUUUUAAAACGAAAUUUCCCGUUGAUGUCCAUCUAUAUACUAUAGAGGGCUACAAUUGUAAGCCUUACCUUUUUGAUUGUAAAUUGAGCGUAAAAAAAGAUAAGAUAAUAAUAUGGAACAACAUCACGGAACUUACUUUUUGUGAAGAUAAGAUUUGUGAUUUUUUGUAUAUUCAGUUGAAUAUGUGUUACAUUAGAUACAUUAAUAAUGAUGCUAUUGAGAAAUAUAUUAUUGUAUUUAUGGAUAUAUCGAACACAUAUUACUUUUAUAAGUAUAUGAUGUAUUGUUAUAUAAAAGGCAAUUUAAUAUCGUAUAAAUAUAUUGAUAUAUACAAAGUAGAUUGUAUAAAUAGAACAUUGUAUAAAAAGAAAUUGUUCUGUAUAAUACUCCAAAAUCAUACUAAAUAUGAACAUAUAUUUGUUAUUCUGAAAGAUGAUGCAGAAAAGAAACUUAAGAAAUAUAUAAAUAUUUCUUUAUUACCUAAAUUGAAUGACCAAAUGAAUAAUUCAAAUGGAAAAGGUUGUGAAGUACACAAUGCAGAUUCAAUAAUACGAAUUCUUAAAGAAUUAUAUAUUAAGAAUGAAGUAUUCUUAAUACACAUCAUGAAUUGUAUUAAUAUUCAAUAUUCUGAACUUGAAUGUAUAUACGUUGACUCUACAAAAUUUGUUUUGAAAAAUGUUUUUCAAAUUGUUGAAUAUAACUCCUUUUAUAGCGAUGGCUUUUCAUACAGAACAUUUUUCUUAAGAGAUUCUGAUGAUGACGUAUGGUCUAACGACGAAUAUACAUAUUAUGACAAAAUGAAAGAAAUACCAGUUGAUACAAAACCAAAUAUUCAUAACAUACAAGGAAUUUAUUAUAUUAUCCAUAGAGCACUCGAAAGGGUUAAAACCAUAUAUUGUAGGAUACCAACAGGAUAUGAAAUAUUACGAAAUUUUUAUCAUGGGAUUCAUAAUGAUAUACAAAGUUCUCAACAAAAUAAUCAAUAUGUUCAGAAAAAUAAUAUAGUACACCAAGAACGUUCCUCAUCUGAUCAUGCAAAUAGAAAUUUUGGUCAGCACAAUAUGCAUAAUAGUCAAGAAACACAUAAUGAUUUUCAAAACAUUCUUGACGCUUAUCAAGAAAACAUCCAUCUUCUUAGAGCAAAUCUUGAAGAUGAUCACGAAAUUUGUAAUAUUGAUGAGGAAAUGCAAAAAUGGGAACAAACAAAUGAAAGGGAUCAACCAACACAAGAAAUGAACCAUGAAAUAAAUAAUAUUGAAAAGAAAAUUGUAUUAAUUAAUGAGCAAAUGUGUGUAAUUGAAUUACCAACAUAUGGAGUUGAAUUAUCUGUAUAUACAAUCGAAUUACCAGUACAUACAAUUCAUUUACCCAUAGAUUCCAUUGAUAUGAGUAUAAAUGGAAUUAAGAUACCAAUACAUGAAAUAGAGAUUCCAUUACAUAAGAGCGAGAUGUCAAUAUGUAAAAUUGAAAUUCCAUUUUGUAAAACGGAGAUACCAAUAUGGAAAUUUGAGAUACCCAUACGUAAACAUGAACAAAGAAUAUAUGACAUUGAUCAACACAAUGGUGUAAUUGAUCACAUUAUUCGUGAAAUUGAUGACGAAAUUAUUAAUUUCAACAAAUCUAUUUCUGAUAUUAAUAAGAACCAUAUUAAAUGUGAUCAGGUACAUUCUCACAUGAAUCAAUCUCAUCAUAAUAUUACACCAUCUAAUUGCAACACUGAUCAAUUGAAUUUUGAUUCUGAUAAAUCCAAAAUGGGUGAUGUCCAACCAAAUGAUCAAUUCAAUCGUUUCCAUAUGAACAAUGGCCAAUCAAAUGACAAAUUUGAUAAAUUAGAAAUUAAAUCAUCUAAUAAUAAUAUUGUUCCAUAUAAAAAUUUGAAUCAUAAAGAAACAUUUAAUAAUAUUAUGAAUAUAUUAUAUAACAAUAUAUAUUUUACAAAUGAAAAUACGAAUUUAUGUUUGGAUUAUGUUCCUUUAAUUCUUCAAGCUAUUAAAUUGUUCAAUGAAAGGAAAAUGGAAAAUAGAAAAACCUUACCACAAAAUGAACAUAAUGAACAUAACGAAGGUGUACACGUAACUGCUCUUUCACAAGAAAAUAAUCGCUCAGAAGAGGAUGGUCUUGAAAAAGAAAAAGAUGACAUAUGUGCAAGUGCUCAUAUAGAAACAAAUGAUCAUGUAGAAACAAAUGAUCAUGUAGAAACAAAUGAUCAUGUAGAAACAAAUGAUCAUGUAGAAACAAAUGAUCAUGUAGAAACAAAUGAUCACAUAAAAGGAAACGAUAAUGUAGAAAAAAAUGAUCAUGUAGAAACAAAUGAUCACAUAAAAGGAAACGAUAAUGUAGAAAAAAAUUAUCCAUUUGAAAAAUGUCGUUACUCAGUAAAUAAUAAUACUCAAGGAGAAGCUCAAAAGAACCUUUUCGGUUUCCCAAAUUUGAUGAAGAACUCUGUAUCAGCUGAAAAUAAAAAGCAAGAUGUUGACGUAUUAGAAAGGUACAUUGAUGACUAUACUGAAACGACAAUAAAAGUGUUAAGGGAAAAUAAAAAGAGGAGAAAACGACGAUCAAAGAAUAGUACAAAAUAUGAGAUGAAUGUAGAGGAGAUGUUGAAAUAUUUAACAUGUGAAAUAUAUCUUAAUGUAAAAAAUUUUAUGAAAGAAGUAGCAAAACAAUAUAGAAAUGACGAUGAAUUAUAUUGUGUUAUAAGUAACAAUGUAUUAUCUAAGUAUGCAACUGUAUGCGAUUUUGUGAAAAAAAAGGUAAACAAAUCAAGGGUAUCAAUGCAUCCAAUUAAUAAGAAAAAGAAAACGAAUAAGAUACAAAGGAAGAAUACCAUAAAAAAAAACAAAAUGAUACAAAAAAAUAAGUAUAAUAUUAAGAAUUUAAAUAAGGAUGAUAAUAAUAAUAAUAAUAAUAAUAAUAAUAAUAAUGAAAGGGGAAAUCGAAACGCAACCCAUAAUAAAUCCAGAAACAUAAAGAAGAACUUGCACAAAUAUAAUAGCGAGAAUACAUCCUACAACACUUCUGAGAAUAAUAAUACAUUCAGUAAUAUGUACAGUAAUUGUGUGGGUAAUAAAUUUUAUAUGAAAUUCGAAGGAGGCAAGAAAUAUAAAUCUAGAAUGACAAAUAACCCAGCAUGGAUAAAUGAAAUUAUUAAUCUAUCGGAUUCUGAGGAAUCAGAUAACUCUGAAAAAAAGGAUGAUAAAAAAAAAAAAAAGGAAAAACAAAAAUAUCGUAUGAAAUAUAAACAUUUAAGUACAAGUGGAAUAUAUUCUGUAGUAUUGAGACAAAAUAUAUUACCAAAAGGUUACAAAGAGAAGAUGGAAAGGAAUUCCAAAGAAUUAAAAUUAUGGAAUUAUAUUAAUUAUGAUAAAAUAUAUAAUGAAUUAUGUAUAUUUGAUUUUUAUGAUUUUAAUAAUAGAAAAAAAUUAUAUAAUGUAAAAAGAGAAGCUUUUAUAUAUGAAGAUGAAAAAUGUAUACCAAAAGAAAUACAUAUUAAUAAUGAAGAAGGGAAUCAAUUAAUAUUAUUAGAUGAAAGAUAUGAUACAAAUUUCUAUAUGAUGGAUGUAAAAAAAGAAAAGUUAGUAAGAAAAUGGUGUAAUGAAAAUAUCCCUAUAACGAAAUUAUUAAAGAAGAUGGAUAAUAUAUAUUUGGGAUAUAAUGAAAGUUCGUUAUUUUUUGUAGAUACAAGAUUACAAAGAUGUAUCCAAAAUAUAUUUCAAUAUAAUAAAUAUGCAUCUCCUAUAGAACAUGCAAGUAUAGAUAAUAAUGGGAGAAUUACAUCAAGUACAUCCAGGGGUGAACUUAAAUAUUAUGAUGGUACAAUAAAUAAACAGAACAAAAUCAAAAAAAGUAAAAAUGUUAUAUAUUGUUCUGAUGAUAUGGUUCAUUUGACUACAUCACAUAAAGGAUUAUAUUCUAUUGUUACUUGCCAAAAGAGAAUAAUCAUAUAUGACAAUUUUAUGGAUAAUAAAAACUUUUUUGAUCAUGUAAUCAGAAAAUGUUAUCGUUAUCAACAAAAUUCAAUAGUCCUAAAAUUAGAACCAAUUGACGAAUUCAUACAUGAUCUUGGAGAUUAUACAUUUAUUAAAACUGUUAGCUAUAGUAAUUCUAAAUAUCUUUUUACAUUUGCUAAAGACUUUUGUGUAAUAUGGAAUUUAUUUCAAGGCAUAAAUAAAAACGUAUCUUAUACAAUUAAUAAAGUUCCAGAAGAUAUCUCAGAUAUAUCUUUGUAUGAUACUUCUGAUGAACAUGACGCAUUACUCCUUGCUACCGAAUAUACUUUAACCUUAACAAGAAUUAUAUAA